Messenger RNA from Exophiala aquamarina CBS 119918, 237 nucleotides. RefSeq names its product conidiation-specific protein 10. The transcript has 2 exons. NCBI's taxonomy places the organism in Eukaryota, Fungi, Ascomycota, Eurotiomycetes, Chaetothyriales, Herpotrichiellaceae. The record is from RefSeq and is a predicted model, not a curated record. Bases 1 to 237 code for a protein of 78 amino acids.
AUGUCUAGCAACGACAACCCAGGAAACUUCGCCAACCGCCCCAAGGAGGAGGUUCAGGAAAUCGCGAGCAAGGGCGGUCAAGCAAGCCAUAACAGCGGUUUUGCCUCUAUGGAUACCGACAAGCAGCGCGAGAUUGCCUCCAAGGGAGGUCAGGCAUCCAGCGGCUCAUUCGAACCUGGCAGUGACACGGCGAGAGAGGCUGGCAGAAAGGGAGGAUCCGCCACCAGCAGCUCCUAA